Hermetia illucens (black soldier fly) is the source of this 10876-nucleotide messenger RNA. RefSeq names its product PHD finger protein rhinoceros (gene rno). Bases 810 to 9710 code for a protein of 2966 amino acids. Lineage: Eukaryota; Metazoa; Arthropoda; Insecta; Diptera; Stratiomyidae. The transcript has 6 exons. The record is from RefSeq and is a predicted model, not a curated record. Gene Ontology annotation, biological process: regulation of transcription by RNA polymerase II.
UUAAUAAUGGCGGUCGUCUAUGUCUUGUAAAGUAAAUAUUAAAAAUAAGAUAACAACAAGUUUAAAAAAAGUAUUAGGGCAAAUUGUGCAUUGGAAACGUGAAAACCGUUCAGUUAAAGGCGCUCGGAACACCAUUCGUUAUGAUUUACACGGGAAACGUACGGAAACGGAUUAGAAAUUGAUACGAACUAUGGCGGGGAUCACUUGAGUUCUGAGUUGUUUACUCCGUACCAUUUAUAUUUGUUGAACAAAAAGUUUGACAGCUAUGUGUGCAUUUUGCAAGACGAUAUUAAGGAAAUUAGACGCCUGGAAAAGGUUUUGCGAACAUUUACUUAAGGAAUUUACAAACUGAUUGAGAGAAUUUAAGCGGAGAAGUUUUGACAGUGGGUGAAACUUGCACGGGGGGAUUCUGUUUCUGUGUCGUCCGACGUCGCCUUGUUGAAGACAUUUCGGUGGCUGAACGGCGACGACCUUACGGCCAAAGUGGGCAGGACCUUGUUGGGCACUGCUCGGUGCUGGAUGUUCCGAUGCUCCUGCGGGUCAAUUGCGCGAAAUCCGCGGUUGGUGUUGUGAUCGUGACCGAAAACAUUUCACGCUGCGUCGAGAGUGCUGGGAAUCGGGAUCACCGCGGAGGUUGAUGCAAGUGACGGUGCGUUCCGCGAAUCGCGGGAGAAUGACACUAUAUUUACGACACAUGCCUAUUUGUUAUGUUUAAAGCGAACGGUGGUGCUGCUGUUUACAGUUUUUCGUUUCGUUCUGAACGGAUGAAUUAAGCCAAAGGAGCGUUUUGAUGCGUUUGUUUUACUGAAAUGUCACAACGGGGUAAGAGAGGAAAUCGUUUGGAUAACGAGAAUAAUGCGCACCAACAGACGCAACAGCCGCCUUCGAAGCGCCGCAAGGGCCGGCCGCCGACCACGUCCAACGGCGACGCGGACCAAGAAGUGCCGACGAGCGCGACGACGAUCCCCGUCGUGUCGGCUGGUGUCCAGCCCAACCUGUCUUCGGCGGCCUCCUCAUCGUCGUCUACCAUGUGGCAAGCGCGCCCCAUUACCGGGCCCCAAAUCUACAACCGCAACUCGUCCGAGGCUCCCGCCGAGUUGUUCAGGAAAGACCUUAUUAGUGCUAUGAAGCUUCCCGACUCGGAGCCCCUAUCAACGGACGAGUACUGGGUGAUCGUAGACCAAUGGAAGCAAGAGUGGGAGCGAGGCGUGCAAGUGCCCGUCAACCCGGACUCGCUUCCAGAGCCGAGCGUGAAGCAACUUUCUAGCCCAAUUGCCGUCACGCGCCACGAUUUCAAGCUUCCGAAAAAUAAAUACCUAAGAAUCACGAAGGACGAGAACUUCUCGUCCGAACAACACUUUCUGUCGAAUGCACCUGCACUGGCGGAGUCGGCGUGCUCUUACGAUCUUGAUCAGGUCGAUGAGGUCUGGCUGAAGCUGGUGAACAGUGAACGAUUACUGAGCGGUGUACCGGCAAUCUCCGAGGGCCAGUUUGAACGAGUAAUCGAGGAAUUAGAGGUUCGUUGCUGGGAGAAAAUUCAGGCAAUCAUGCGAAAUGAAGAAGGUCUUGGAAUCGAGUAUGAUGAAAAUGUUAUUUGCGACGUUUGUCGAUCGCCGGAUUCGGAGGAGGCAAACGAAAUGGUUUUCUGUGAUAAUUGUAACAUUUGUGUGCAUCAGGCAUGCUAUGGAAUUACAGUCAUUCCAUCGGGGCAAUGGUUGUGCCGUACUUGUUCGAUGGGUAAAAAGCCCGAUUGUGCGCUGUGUCCGAACAAAGGGGGCGCAAUGAAGUCAACACGUUCUGGCAAAAAGUGGGCGCACGUAUCUUGUGCUCUUUGGAUACCUGAAGUCAGUAUAGGAUGCGUGGAUAAAAUGGAGCCUAUUACAAAAAUCUCAAGCAUUCCGCAAACUCGCUGGUCGUUGUUAUGCAUUUUGUGUCGUGAACGUGUGGGAGCGUGUAUCCAGUGCUCAGUGAGUACAUGUAAAACGGCAUAUCACGUGACGUGUGCAUUCCAGCAUGGUCUGGAAAUGCGUGCAAUCAUAGAGGAAGGCAACGCGGAGGAUGGUGUGAAACUGCGUUCAUAUUGUUUAAAACAUUGUAACGCAAAAGGGAAGAAGGAAAAGGGUACAAAUAACAAUGGAUCUGGGUCGGAUGAUGAUUGUCGGAGGCGGAAGAUGCGGAGUGAUAUGACGUCGGAGGAGAGAAAUCAAGCCCGUCUGAUGCGUUCAAAGGAAGUGGAAGCAGAAUUCGAUAAGCACGUUAAUAUCAAAGACAUCAGUUGCCAUCUGCUUGAUGUAGAUCAAGAAGCAAUCACGUCGAUCUAUAGUUACUGGAUACUCAAGCGAAAAUCAGCGAACAAUCGGCCAUUAAUACCGCCCAAGGUAGACGACACUGAUAUGGUUCCAAACCGACAAGAUCAGGCGGACAACGAGAAGAAGAUCAUGUUCGUACAUCUGCGACAAGACCUGGAACGGGUUCGUAACCUCUGUUAUAUGGUAAAUAGACGGGAGAAGUUAUCACGAACAUUUUUCAAAAUGCGUGAACAAAUAUUCCAUAAACAAAUAGCAAUUUUAAGUGAAAGUUCAUGUAGAAACUAUGACGAGAGUGUAAUAAGUGCUAUAAUUCAAGCGAAUAACGGCUCCUCGGUUUACGAUAAGUGUUAUUCGAGUACGUCUUCGGGUUCACCCACGAUAAAUGUAGAAGAGCUGCAAGAAAGGAUAUUGGGGGCACAGCAAAUGUUUGAUUCGGGGGUAGCCAACAUUGCUGCGGGGGCAGAAAAAAAGAAGAAGGGUCCUAAUGCCUCUUCUAGGCACAAUUUCAAGAAAAUUCAUUUGAACGGUAUAUCGGAUCGAAAAGCGGCGGACAGUGUUUAUGAAGAUAGCAGUAUGUCAUCGAACUCGGAAGCGCCGGAUAAAUACCGGCCGAAUGCAGAUUCAUCGACGGCACCGGCAAAGAAAAAAGCACAAAGUUAUUCGAAAAUCCUGGAAAAACACAAACGACGGAAAAGUAUGGCCUCGUCCAUUGCUGUGGAUAGUUCAAGCGAUGAGGAAGACAUGCGGCGCGAACGAAGCGGUCCCAAGAAGAACCCUUCGUUGCACCAAAUGGAAAAAGAAUUGGCAAUAGAUGGCGAGCAGAUGCUGACAUCAAGCGACGACAGCGAUUUGCUCAUGCCCAUCAGGCAGACAAACAAUCAAUUAACGAGUAAGAAGUCACACAAACCCAUAUAUUCGGACAGUGAUAGUACAGAUAAAGAAAAAACCGACAAUACUGUAAGCGAUUCGCAGCAACAAAUGUUUAGGACAAAGGCGGCUAUGAAGGAGUUCUCACUUCAACAAGCCGCUAGUAAGCAUAAGCAAGAUGUUGUGGUUAAAAAGUCUUCGUCGCCGACUAAAAACGCGUCGAAAACGGUGCAAAAUAGUAAUAAUAAGCACAAAUCUUCGCCGGAAGUGAAAAAGAGCAUUGAGAAGCCUGUAAAAGUGAAGCCUAAGGAGAAGGUUCAGGUAGAGUCCGACACUGAUGAGAGAAAUGAUAAGAAGGACACAUCAAGAAAACAACUAAAGUCGAACGAUAUCGAAUCGCCUACAAAGGUGCAAUCUAAGGAUGUAAAUAAUAAGAAGUUCCCCACGGACCUGCUAGUUGUGCCUCAGCGACAGGCGGCCAAGAAGGCUUCAGAGAACAUGCGCUCUACUAAUUCGUACGUGAGUGCGGUAGGACAGAAGAAAGAUAGUCGCGACGGGAAAUUAGAUGAGAAGGAAUUAGAAAGUCCAACGGUAAAGAAUAAGGAAAAGAGUAAAGACAAAGAAAAGGAAGCGAAGGAAGACGAUAGAGAGAAGGAGAAAGAUAAGGAUAAAGACAAGGAAAAAGCUAAACCUCGAGGAAGGCCGCCGAAACAUCCGAAGGAAGAUCCAAAGGAAAAACAUAUCGCAGAUAAAGAAAAAGAAGCAUCUCACAAAGAAAAGGAAAAGGAAAAACGUAUAGAAGUUCCGCCGGUACAACAAAAAACGCCUGUUGAAGUACCGCAGAAAAAUGAAAAGCCACCCCAUAGAAAGUCUGAGAAAACCGACAGUCAACUGAUAGUAGCCUAUGUCCCUCAAAGGCAGGCUGCCAAGAAAGCUGCGGAGCAUAUAAAGAGCGGAAUGGGCAAAUCCAGCACUUCGGAGACCUCUACGCUUGUCGAGGAUAAAGAAAAAGAACAAGUGAAAGAGAAAGACAAGGAGAAAGAUAAAGUGGAUAAGGAGAAAGACGGCAAAAACAAAAACGAAAUGGACGCAUUCCGCGAGAAAUGCCGCGAAAAGGAUAAGGAGAAACCUCGUGAUAUAAAGUGUGAUACUAGAGACAAGGAUUUAGAAAAGGGAAGACAUUCAGAAAAGGAUGAAAAGUCCGUCUCGCCGCCGAAAAUGUCAAAUGCGCAAAUACAACGUGCUGAUAGGCGUUCGCGAGGAAGCAUAUCGGCCGAGGAUGUUGUCAAAGAGAAGCCUCCCUCAAAACCACCGCCAGACAGAAGAAGGUCAAAAUCCCGUAUCGUUCUCGAAUCCUCAAGUUCAGAAUCAAGUUCUUCCUCCUCCUACAGCAGUUCAUCGUCUGAAAGCGAGGAUGAAAAUGAUGAUUCAUUAAGUCGGGAGAAAGAUGAAGCGGUUUCAUGCAAAGACACGAAACCAGUAUCACCGGGAUCUCGAGAUUCACCGUCAGAGAAGAAGGAGCUUGAAAACGAAGCGUUGCCUGAAAUGCAAGAUGAUCUUAAGAAUGUUGAAAAUAUUGUCUCCACGCCAAAAACAGUUGAUAGCGAUGUGCUGUGCAUUGACGAUUCACCUGAAGAUAUUGAUAAGAAAUCUUCGGUUGAGCACAUACCUAUGGAUCUGGAAACUACCCCAGCCAAUCUAGAUGAUGAGAAGCAGCUAGAUGUGAAGCCAGAAGAGAAAGAACCUUACGAGGCGGACAGCAUAUUGAAAGCAAAGGAGAAGUCACCGUUCGUGGAAACUGAAGACUCUGACGAGAAGCCAGCAUCUUUAGCAGAACAGGUAGAUGAGAACAAUGUUAGCACGAGUAAAACGUUAGACGAAUUGAAUCCAGAAAAAGAGAAUACUCAAACACUCGAGGAAGAAAUGGCACAACGUAAAGCUGAUUUGACCUGCUUUCCUAUGGGUGGCUUCAAAAGUAAGACAAAUAAGAAUUCAGGCUCAUUGGAUAAGUUACUGAACAGGAAAGAGAAGGAGCGCAAAGAACAAAAGGAUCUUGAGAAAGUUGCAGACGCAAUGGAAAUUGAUGAUUCCUUGAAGUCUGAAGAUGUGGAUGUUAAAUUGAAAACUCCUCCAGUGGAAGAAGUAUUAGAUUCAGCUCAACAGCUGUUGUCAUUGAACAAACCAUCUGUUAUGCCUGCGAACGUUACAGAAAUCAUAGAUAUCGAUUCAGAAUCUGGGGAGAGCGAUCGAAGUAAAGCGGAUUCAGAGCGUCCCGUAGAAGAAGAAGAAAAGUCUCAAGAAAUUGAAAUGAAGUCAUCAUCAAUUCCUCUUUCGUUGUCUUCCUUUCUUCCUGCAGAUAUUAGUAGAGACUUUACUCUGCGCGCAGAGUCUUUGAAGCAGAAACAAUCGUCUCCAGCACCGUAUGAACAACCAGACCGGGAAGAGUCUGUAAAACAUCAAUUUUUGGAGGAUUUGCCGAACAACAAUAAAAGUGUUUGUGACUUUACUAUGGAUCCAAUUUUCAAUGCCAAACCCAGUGAGGAUAGUGCACGUGAAACUAUGAAUCUCGUAGAGAAGCUCCGACAAAAUAAAUACAAACGAAGCUCUUCGAAAGCAGAUGACAUAGCGCCACCGAGCGCUGAAAUUCGAGAAAACGAUACCAAGCUGUCUAGUUCCAACACUUUCAACUAUAACGCGGACAUGUUUUCACCGCCCAUGCCGCCAGUGCAUGAUUUGAAAGGGUUUGGAGCGGCGGACCGCAUAGCAGCGCCUAAGGAAAGACCACCAUCAAUUUUCGACAAAGAAACCGCAUCGAAAUUGGAUAUUCCAGUGUCGAAGGGGACUCCUGUUUUCGAUCAGCACGUUCCGAAUGUUGAUAGUGCAAUAAAUUUCUUCGAUAAAACGCAGCUUGCUUGUGAAGUUACCCCAACAUCAGCGCAACCAACGAGUGCACUCAGUCAAACUAAAAACUCUGCGUUUCCAUUGUCGAGCGCGACCGAUUCCGUGGGUGAUAUUGGCAAAACGUCAGAUAUGUUUCUGCCGCCCGAAUCUCUGGACAAGGCUCGUGCGGUCGGCAGCAGACCCACGGAUUCAUUUGAUUCACUGGCGCAAUCGAACUUUUUCAAGGGAGAUUUCGUGGAUAUGCGUGCAGAGAAGGAGAGUCUGGAUGUGAGUACGAAUUCAUCAAAGUUGGUAGUAGAUUGUGAGUAUGAUGAAAAUACGAGAAUGCAGUCGCCUUAUACAAACCCAGAGAAUAUUUGGAAUGAGAAUAAUUUGAUACAGACGCGAAGAUCUGUAUCUUCGUCGCCAUCGUCAAUAUCUGAAUCAAAUGAUGAGAUGCCGGUGGCCAAGGCGAGUGCAAAUGUGAACGAAAUGCCUGUUCGUAAGACAAAUGAGACACCGCUUCAAGAAAAGCUUGACAAGCAACCACAGCACCAACAAGAACGUGGUUUAGGGGCAAUGUCUUGCGGAGCCGAGAGUAUGGUUGAGAAGAGCAACUUCAACCUGGUUUCGUCAUUUGGUAGUAUAACGCAGUCACAGUUUUCACUGCAGUCGCACCCGCAGCAAAUCACACAACAUCAGUCAUCACAUCAGCCUCUUCCACAUCAGCACCAACCCGUGCAACAACAUUCGCAGCACCAACAACCGCCUCAAGCUCCUUUGUCGUUUAUGAAUGGAGCCGACGUGAUGCCAUACAAUUAUUCUGAGGACAAUCACUACAACGGACCCGUCAGUCUGUUUCCAAGCCAAUCGGUUCCUUCUAGCAUGAAUACUCAGAUGCCGCCGUUCCCCUCGCCUUCUACGCCAAUCUUCCCUCCAUCACUUAGCACAGCAAUGCCUUUAUCGCAAAAUCCACAGUCGACUAGUUCAAUAUUCGGACAUUUAGACAAGCCCAAACACAGUACCGAGUCGUCCCUGCAAUAUUCGCUCCUGACGCAACCUUGCGCCGCAACAUUCACUUCAUCUUCGGAUAACUUGGCGCUGACGCAGGAGCUAGUCUCAAAUAAUGUUUCCAGUGUGCCGUUGACGUCCUCGCAAAUAAUGAACAAUACAUAUACCAUGCCUACAGCAGUGGAAAGUGUGGGCAGCAAUAAUACUUCCGAUCCUACGAAUUCUCUGAAUCAUAUAAUGAACUGUGAAGUUUUGGCAAAUAAUGCAGUGAAUGCAAAAGAUUCGCCAUCGAAAAGAAGUUCAGCUCGAUUCAAUCAAAUUAAGUCACCAUCGAUGCAUAAGAGUCCUGGCAAGAGCCCGCGGAAUAUGGAGCUUUUGAGUCGGCAGCAUAGUCAAAGCAAUAACCAAAAAGGGAAGUAUGAAUCGGGUCAACGUUCAAAGUCGAAGUCAACUCGUGGCGGAAAUUCAGGGCGAGCAAGAGGACGCGGUCGGGGUCGUGGUCGCUUGGUUUCCACAGUGCAAAUGGCACAAAAUAUGGACUUUGAGAGUUCAAUGGGAUCAAUAGCGAAUAAUUUAGCUGGAACUGUUUAUGAUUUGGACUUUGAUGAGGAUCUUGGGACAAGUGUAGAUUUGAAGUCAUUGCGAGACCGGCGAAAAUCGUUCGACAGUCGAGUGAAUGCAGUGAGUACGUGCGAGCAGAAAUUUACAAGUCCAGGUUAUCAAGGCAAACUCAGGAAUACUCUGCUGUCUACAAAGUCUGUAUCAGAUGUUAAGUCACCAAAUAUGGGCUCUAGUGAGUCUGCCAUGCAUGCAUCACAUUCAUAUCUAUCGAAUAUCCACCCCGUCCUGCCUGGGCCAGUUGACAUGAGGACAUAUAACUCGGGUUACGAGAACCAGUCAUCAACGAAUCAGGAAGCCUACAAUAAUCAUCUGUUGGGAGUGUUUGCAACCGGAAUGGGGGAUCAAACACUGAACGAAAUUGACGAGGAAGACGAGGAGAAGCUACAGUCUGUUUUGAAGGCGAGUGGCACGUACAAAGCGAAGCCGCCAGUAGCGGAUAUCGUUGUUCCUGAAUCACAUGCUUCCAUUGAAACGACGUCAGAAGAGAUAUCGAUUGAUUCGGAUAACACAAUCAGCAAAGUGUCUCUGUCGGAUUCGCGCAACCAGUUGAAGUUGAAAAUAAAGGGACCGCUGGCGCGACCGGAGAAUUAUAACGCUCAAUCAACAAGUGGGUCGUUGAAUCAAAGUCUGGGUUCUGAUAAUAUGGGGCUACAGAUGUCGGCUGCUUCAAAUGUUACCAUGGCGUCGUCCAGCAAUCCAACAGGGACAUCAAGCUUGCGUCGAAUGCGCAAGAAAGAGCUAUUACGACAGUAUUGGACGCAGGAUAUGAAUAUGGACGAUGGAGCGAGUCUGCCGCCAAUUGAGAAUAAGGUAAUCAAUGAUCCGAUCUUAAGUCGAAGUGUAGGAAUUCCUAAAGCAGUGGACUCCAUGAGUUCAAUACCUACAAAGGAAGAUUACAAAGACUAUGCCUCAAUGGACCCUCGCAAGCGAAAACGUUCGCAAGGCCUAUCCCGCGAGCUUCGACAACUGGACAUGCCUUACGAGUCAGAGCGGCCUGAGCGUCGGCGGAGUGUAUGCUCAAGCGGUAGCAAUAUCUCCGUGAAUAAUGUUGGUGAUCCGAUAAAAGUGUCUUUGAAACGACGUAAGACAAAAUUAGAUUCACCGAACAAUACGGAGGCUCCGAAGUUGAAAAUCAAAAUAGGCAAUCACAUCGAGACAAUAUCAGAUGGAAACCGAAUGAUUGGUUAUCCACCGAAGAAGCGACCAACAUCGAAUCCGCAAGUGCCGAGUCUGGAGAUUCUGAAGCGCGAAAGCAUGAACUUCCGGAAGCAGGUGAUGGCUGAUUUCGACGAGGAAGAGGGGGAGAAAAUGAAGAGGCCGAAAGUGAAAGCGAAGAAAAAUAGCAAGUCGCCAUCGCACAAAAAACGGAAAAAAGACAAACGCGAACACUCACAGAAAAUGGAGAGUAUCCAAGGUGCCGAGGCGCCGAAGAUCAUUAUCCGAUUUGGUGGUGGAUCAGCGUCGACUGCGAACACUGUUGUUGUGGACCCCACAACGACGGCGCGAACUGGUGCAAGCGAAUUGUCCGAGAGCAGUAGCAAUGCUGUGAACACAGCGAGUCCUAGUGUAAUGCCUAUAAAACUGAAGAUAGCGAGAAACUCCGACGGUGGUGGUUAUGUUAUCGGCAAAUCCAAACGUUUGGAAACGGAUGACUCGUCAACGCCCGCGCAACGAAGUGACGAAUCAAGCUACACUUCAACGUUCGGUAAUCGAAUGCAAAUGGGAACGAAUAGUGGCUGCAAUUACAAUAUCGAACCUCCCGUGUCGAAUUAUACUCUUGGUCCGUCCGUGUCAGAGGGUGAUAGUGUCACGCCGUCGACAAUGUUUAAUGUGUCACGGGUUGGGGACAGUGGUGAUCAGAUAACUGCACCGAUUGCAACCAGCAAUUCGGAAAAUACAUCCACUGUUAACGUUCAAAUUCUGGCACCGAAUAAAGCCAAUAGCGAUCUCAAAGGUGGCCAAACAAAAUCCUCCAAAGGUUGCCCCCUACUUCCUAUAAAUAAAGACUGCGAGGUUAGAUGAUAAUUGGUGUGUUGCGCGCGACGAAAUUAAAUUAAAAACCCGAAGACCCUAUACACUGAACCUAAUAGAAAUUCAUAAAUAAACCCAUAUACACAAACAACACACACAGAUACAUAUAGAAAUGCGCAUAUUGUACAUAGAAGAUGAAUUAAGGGAGGAGUUUAAUCAACUACUGUAAAUCACAAGAUGAAAAUUGUGCAGGACAUAGGAUUAGAUCUAGUAGAAUGUUUAGGAUUUGUAAGUAAUUAUCUAUAUAAAUUAUGAUGUAGAUGUUUUGCGUCAUAGUUCGUAUUCGUAUCUUUUUAAUUUAAACUGAAAGUAAAUAAAAAUAAAAAAAAACAAUAACUGUACAUGUAAAGAACACUUAAUUUAUGAUGGUAGUUAGCUAGAAAGAUAUUUUAUUAAAGAAAAUGAAGUGAAAUUAAUGAUGAUGCGCGCAGAGAAAUGAACGAGAUAUUACGAUAAGUAUUGUAAAUUGAGGAACUAUUUAAAAGUGAUUUAAAAAAUAGAAACUAGUUAAGGACCCCCACACACAUUUAUUGAUAAAAUAUUAAAUAGGUUGGUAAGGAGACGAAGUGAAUAAACUGCUGAUCGCGUGAGUCUAUGAAAUUGAUCUAUAAAUAUAAAAAUUAUAUUAAAAAAAAAACAAACAAAAACAUGAUGAACAAACAAUCAAAACCGUAAGGGAAUUCAUUGUCUUAUAACUAUAAACUGAUCGAAAACGAGCACGGCCAUGCGGUGCUUAACGCUCGUUUUCUAGUUUCAACGAACGCUAGGGAAUACGUAUCUUGAUCUUAGUUUCUUCCUUCUCUAUUGUAUAAGAUGCUAUAUAAAUAUUAGCGUUUAAUUUAAAUGUAACAAAAUGUAGGAAUAUGCAAUAUUUUUCUAUUUUAUUUUAUUAUUUUUAUUUUUUAAUUCUACAUACAAUCACUUACAUGAUAAAUGUUUCGUUAUUAUUCUUUGUCGAUGCAUAUAUUUCCCGAAAUUUUAUAAGAUUAUUAUAAAGAGAUGAUGAUAAUUUACUUAAAAGGAAAAGUAGAGGAAAAAUAAUGAAAAAAUGCAACUCAAUAUUUCACAGUGAUUAAUUAAUGUUAUGUAGUUUUAUAUUUAUUAUUUUUUUUUGCAAAAAUAAAAAGUAUAUUAAUUUGAUUAUGAGAUGAAAGUUA